Lytechinus variegatus (green sea urchin) is the source of this 3865-nucleotide messenger RNA. RefSeq lists its product as uncharacterized. NCBI's taxonomy places the organism in Eukaryota, Metazoa, Echinodermata, Echinoidea, Temnopleuroida, Toxopneustidae. The record is from RefSeq and is a predicted model, not a curated record. The coding region runs from base 226 to 3849 and encodes 1207 amino acids. Gene Ontology annotation, molecular function: ubiquitin protein ligase binding. The transcript has 14 exons.
GCCUAAAUUAGGUAAAGACAGCAAUUAUUAAAUUGUUAUAAAGUAACUUGCUUAUGAAUCGUCAAGCAUUAUUUUGGCUGUUGUGAGCUCUCACUGGUGUCUGGAUGAUAAUAUAAAAGAAUAUGGAUUGCAAUGGAAGCAGAAUGGAUUAAAGAACUAUUCUCAAUGAUCUUGGACAUCUAGUCAUGUUAGGAACUCUUGUAGAUGUGACAUCACCAUGUGACCAUGGAGAAUGGUGAUGUAAUCGACAUCGAUGACCUCCUUGGAGUGUCAUCUCCUGAUCAGACAUCACUUCCUCUUGAAGAAUACAACCUUGAUGAUUUCUUGGACACUGUUCUUCAUGAAGGAGACAAUGGAAAGUCUGGAAAACAAUAUUCAGUCAAGCCUGGACUACAUGCUACAAAAUCCAAAAGAAAUAGGUCAGGACAAAGUGGCACAGGUGAGAGAAAGCUUCCUCAAUAUCAGCAGGAUGAUGCUACCGAAGUAUUCCUAGAGUCUCUUCUUAGUACCAUCAAGCCAAGUGGGGAAGAGAACGAUGUGACCUUAGACAUCAACUCUGAUGAGCUUAGGAGAUUUAUUGCUGAAUAUCAGGUGCAUGAUGUUAACCAACAGCAUGAAGGAGCAAGACCAACAGAAGACGGGGCCUCGAUCAGUUCAAGUGCUUCGGAGUCACUGGACAGUUCACUCUCCGGAGAAGGGUUUAGUGGCUCGAAGAUCAAGCAAAAUAAGAAAAUGAUGAGGGGGAUGAGGCUUCUGGUAGCCAACCUCCUACGAAGCAAAACAACUGCCAUGGCAAGCCCAUCAUUGGGUAGCGAGGAUGAGAGACAGAAAGAUGUGCGUCGCCAGAAGUUUAAGGAUAAAAGCAAGCGGAGGGAAGAGAAAUGUUUGAUGAAUCAAAGUCUUGAUGAACAAUCGUCACAGAGUGAUGCUUCAUUAAAUCAUACCCCACCUUCUGUUUUGAAGAUUCCCUCCGAGAUAGAUAGUACCACUGCUGCAUUCAAAGUAGCUGGAGUAAAACCAGCGAAAUGUCCUGACAGAUAUGAAGCAUACUCAGGAAUAAAUGAAGAGGCAGAAAAGGUCUUUAGAGUUGCAGUUGAAGAGGAUAAAUCAACUUUGGAACAAUAUUUAAGAAGUAACCCUAGUUUGAGAGACUCUAGAGAUUGUCAUGGUAAUGUGCUCUUGCAUGUCAUGUGUCGUCAUGGAAAACUAGAGAGCUUACAGUGGUUGGCAUCUGGACUGUGUGGACAUCACAUAAGUCUUGAAAACAAUAACUGCUUUACACCAACUGCUAUUGCAGUCAAAUACGGCAGACUUGAUUGUGUUGAAUGGUUAAUAAAUGAAACAAAGGCCAAAGAUGAGAUCCACUCUCAAGAUAAUAGAUGGUCCUUGCUUCAUAUUGCAUCACGUUAUGGACAGGAACCAUGUUUGCGAUGGCUGCUCCAAUUUAUGCAAAACACUGGUAUCCACCUCGAUUCUCUUGAUCGUCAUGGCAACUCACCUUCCCACCUUGCUGCUCGACAUGGCCACCUGAUGAGUCUACAGACUCUUGUAGAGUUCAACUGUGACAUCACCAUGGUGAAUGGUAAAAAGCAAACUCCGUGUAGCUUAGCAACUAAGUACAAUCACAACACCUGUGCUCAGUUUUUGGUGGUGACAGAGACGUGUGUAUCUUUGUCUGACCAGGUUACUCAACUCCGAAGAGACCUUAGAGAGUACCACAAUGAAAAAGUACAGCUGAAAGCAAGGCUAGACGAUGCUAUCCUUUGUAGCGAGGCCCUUGUCCGCAUGCAUCCCAGAGAUACAACGCAGCGGAUAGAACAGAUCCAACAACAGUAUGUUGAUUUGACUAAUCUCUUGGUGAGAAGGAUAGAUGAUAUGCAUCAGAAGACAGAUAAAGAAGGGGCUCAUAGCAGAUCAUCACUCACAGGAAGUUGUCAUGACUUAAGUGAUGAUAUAGCCUCGUGCAAGCAACGUGCUAAUGAGCUCCAGGACUCCUGCGCACAGCUCCUGGCGGAGGAGCAUGCUCGUCAAGGAUCCAGUCAAGAGGGAGAACUCUCUCGGAUCCAGGAGACCUUACACAAGCUCCAACAGCCUGAUGAGUUGCAAAGCUCAAUAGGUCAAAGGUCACAGCUUGAGGAUUACAACUCAGAGCCCCUCAAAGACAUGAGGAAAAGGCUGAAUGAGGUUAGUUUACUGCGAGCUGCCAGUCCGUCUGUGAUGAAUGUACCACUCUCUGACAAGCAAGACAGUGUUAGUCUGAGCAGCAGUUAUACAUCCUUGAGCUCUUCAUCAUCAUCCCUCUCUCUGAUGACAAAUGGUUUAAAUGCAACUUCAAAACCACCACUUCAGAAACAAGUAUCAUGGGAGGAUCAACAACUUCAUAGGGGUGUGUUGAACAAUAGGAAUGGAGGGACAUGUCACAGUGAAACUGAAAGUUCAACCUCAAGCAUAAGGAGUGUGGAGCAGGAAGAUCUGGCAUCCAAAGUGAAAAGACACUUGAAUGAUUUGAUCUCAGGGAAAAGUAGUAGUCAGAUGAAUUCCAAAAAAUCUCAGUCUUCCCAAAACAAUCAGUAUUAUGCAAAAGAGGAAAGAGACUUUCCCACACCCACCAACCCUUCACCAACGGAUGGUGUGCUGACAGCCGUAUCCGUUGGAUCUUGUGUUAGGUCAUCCACAAAUUGUGGUGCACAGCAUUUGCGCAUGAAGCAGAAUCAAAUAAACCAGUCUCUUGAUGCACUCAUGAAAAGUGCCCUGCCAGAUGUAAUCAACUCUGGAGAUGCUAAAAGAGGUCAGGUAUCCCCAUCGAGUGAGAGUAAGCUGUCAAUCUCAAGUGAAGACCUUUCCCAUUCCUGGCAUGGAGGAUCAGACAAUCAAAGCAGGAAUAGACCACUUCUAUCUAGAUUAAAAACAUCUCAUUCUGCAGAGUUUGCAUUGAAAGAUAGAACUAAUAUGAAACAUCAAAGACAUAGCAGUGAGAAUAGCCCACUGCAUAUGAAAGUAUUGUCAUCCAUGAAAAGCGAGGAUGACAAGAUUCUUCAUAGACCCACGACCAACUCAAACAAUAGAAGCUCUGUCUUGUCUGUACCAGUCUUCAUGCGGAAGCUGCGGCCUACAGGACAUGUCCCAGGAGGAGAGGUAUCUGUUCAUGUUGAUCUGAUGAACCAUCAGAAUGACCUGGAAACAGAUGCCACUGAUGAUUCUUUCAUACCGAGACUCAAUUCUGACUCAAGUCUCAGCAGCGCCACAUCUUCUGAUGUAGUUUGGUCUGAUAUCGAUCAUCCAGAUGGCCCAGACGCUGGCCCUAUGUACAAACGCAGGGCAGGAAUACUCAAUCGAACCCGCAGAACUGGAGAGGGUAAUCGCAAGUCACGUAACCGUCACAUCAAAUUUGCCCUGGACGAAGACAACUGUCCGUCGAGCCCUACCUCCGACACGUCUUCUCAUCGAAGGGAUCUCUCUCCGAUCUAUGAGUCUGAGUCUCAUCGUCAACAGCGUGAACAGAAUGCAGCUGAACUCCAUAGUCCUGUUGACACCACCUCUCCUUGCAACUAUAAACCUCCAAUUCUUGGUCAUCGUGAGUAUAGGGUUAACUUCUACAGCAGUGAUGAUGAUGAUUAUGAGCCAGAGUCACCUCCACCUGAAGACAGUCCACCUAUUUCAGGAUCUAAUUUAUCACAUGCUCAGGAUCGUACAGUUGAUGAAAUUCUGCAAGAUCCCACCAUUGAUGGUCAGGAAGAGAAUGAUAAGUUUUGGUAUGAGAGCUCUGAAGAGGACGAAGGUAGUGGAGAAAGACAAAGUUUAAGUGCUUCUAUUGGAGGAACAGCAGAGAGACACAUCUGCUAUCUCUAAGGACUUCUUACAUCUA